UUCUUCGUGGACUACGGCUUUUCUCUUUUCUGGACUCUUCUUUCCAAUUCUAUCUCUGUCUCACAAACCUUCUCUCAAUCCUGGCCUUGCUCUCCCAUCUCGAGUUCUCUCUGUGUCUCGGCUUUUUCCAAAAAAUGGUUAAGUCGGUAAAAUUUGUUUAGAUCCUUUUGUCGGAGGCUGCAGACGACAACGCUCGCUUGCUAAAAAAUAGUCAGUUUGAUCUCGAUUUGCAGAAAAUUUGGAGCGGAUCACGUUUCCUGCUGCCGAUUUGGAGAUCCGGUUUUUCGGGUUUCUGACAUUAAGCUGAAGUAACUAGAGUUGAGAAAUAACAAUUGGAGCUUAGAGUCUUUGCAUAUGAAAGUUGAAUAUGAGCCUUUGAAAGGCUUUGUAAACGUGUUCUCAAUUGUAGGGCAUUGGAUAGCAAUUUUGGGUUUUUAUAAAAAUUCACCUUCAAAGAUUGAGUAAAAAUAUAUAAAGGUUGUUGGUGAUCGGUAUAAAGACAAUAAAAAAGGGUCGAGAGAUCAACACAGAAAGCGUAAGAAAUAGAUGAACAAAGCAGAUUGAGCUGAAUAAUCUCGAUCAAACAACAUUCAUAAUUAAAUCCUAAUACCCCAAAUAAUAUCAACCGAUCAGCUCACCUAAACACUAUUCGCUACGACGUCCUUCGGUUCUAAGAAGCUUCAAAAUUUGACGCAACCAAGGACGUAGGUUUUUACUGUUUAGAGUACAUGAUCUUGCCGAGAUUUCAGCUCGUCUUCUUUAGAUUUAGACGACGAGAUCCUGCAAAUGGUUAGGUUUUCACUGAAUUGUAGUUCGGUUGAGGGUUCGGAGGAGGUUGCCCAAGAACGAAGGACAGUUUACUAAUCGGUUUCAUUGGUCCUGGGAUAGCUCUUGUGGGUUUUGUUUUUGGAUUCCUAGGCUUAGUUUUGGCUGAUUUCACUCUCAUUGAUGACAGCCAUGGCCGGUGAAACAAUUGUUGACGAUCAACGCCAACGCACUUUGAAGGCAUUGGAACGAAGGUUUGAGGCUGCCCAAGUCGAGCUCGAUUUACAUCAAAAGAAGACUGUCAAGAGAUCAAAAACCGAUGAAGCUGGAAAGAAAUCGCAGAUUGCAAGUUCUUUGGCUGUUAAUUCUUUACCAAAUUUAGCAAAUCCAUCGGCCUCAAGUUCAACUCCAUUUAAGAAAGGAGCUUUCACUUUUUCGGGGUAUAUUAAUUCACAAGAGAUCGACGAAAGUGGUCCAACAUAUGCAAAACUAGUUCAAUCUGUUGAUGAGAAUCUGCUGGCAACUAGUGUUGAGGUCUCUGGCGGUAGAAAGGAGAGUAAAGUUGAUAAGGUUUUGCACGAGCUUCUUCAGAGUGGAGACUCAGCUCAGAAGUACAUGCAAGGAUCCAGAAGUAAGAGAAUUGACAAUUGGAUUCUCCUCGAUAACUAUGUGCAAGGACGUGGCGUUUCAACUGGCUCUAGUGCCAGGGCCCUGCAGAUUCAUUCCAAGCGUUCUAAAAAGCACAUGUCAAUGAAACAGCAAAAAAGGAAGGGAUUGUUUGAUUUUCCUAAAGAUUUUCAUAGCUUUGAUAAAUUUAAGCCAAUGCAUGAGUUGUGGAAAGGCUAUAUUAUGCAACUCUUAAAAACUACUGGAAAAAAUCAGCUGGCUCAGUGUAUUCUUAGUGCAGAUCUACAUGGUGCUAUUAUUUCAGUUGCCGAGUGUAAAGUAACUUCAUACACUGGAGUGAGUGGUAUCAUGAUUCGUGAAACAGCAGAAACAUUUGGGAUAAUUACACAGGAUAAUAAAUUCAGAGUGGUGCCCAAAAAGUUUUCUGUGUUUAUAUUUCAAGUUGAUUGCUGGAAGAUUACCUUGCACGGGGACAAACUCACUUCAAGAAACUUGGGCUUGUAAUUGUUUCAGAACAGUUAAGAGUUUAACAAUAUCAUUGACAGUCGUUCGACAAUGUUGGUUGGUGGAUGAGCGGCUGAGACCAGCUUUGGCAUUGAACAAUCGAGAAGAACUAUGAUCACAAAAGGAAGGGGAGUGGACUCUUGCAGGUACCAGCUGGUCUUCAGUAUGCCGCUUUACAAUUCUUUGCUAGGCGUCAAAUACAAUUAAUUGGGAGUUUUUCGUUAAAGUUCCCAAUUAAUAGAUGUACGAAGCUGUGCAAUUCUAUAGUUAUCUCUUCCAUAUUUCACUAUGGCAGCCCAUCUCUUACAUGUUUCAUAAUCAUGGAAGAUGUUUUAUUUUUGAC
Messenger RNA from Pyrus x bretschneideri (Chinese white pear), 2239 nucleotides. Its product is annotated as ribonuclease MRP protein subunit POP4. The transcript is spliced from 17 exons. NCBI's taxonomy places the organism in Eukaryota, Viridiplantae, Streptophyta, Magnoliopsida, Rosales, Rosaceae. The coding region runs from base 949 to 1896 and encodes 315 amino acids. Gene Ontology annotation, cellular component: ribonuclease P complex; ribonuclease MRP complex. Gene Ontology annotation, biological process: tRNA 5'-leader removal; rRNA processing. Gene Ontology annotation, molecular function: ribonuclease P RNA binding. The record is from RefSeq and is a predicted model, not a curated record.